GAGAAAGUAAGUCUGUUCCUGGUAAGAUUAAGUCAGUCAAGCUGUGUUUGACACAGGAACAAAGAACCUUACCAACAAAAAAAACUUCUAAAAAACAACUAAAAGGCAGUUCAGCACUGAGCAAAUUAAAAAUGGAGGCUAUUCAAAACAAAAAAAAAUUAUCUAUAGCAAUACAAAACAAAACAGCAAAACAACUGACAGACUCUGUGAAGGAUCUACGGAUUGUUUCUCUUGGAAAAACAGGAGUAGGGAAAAGCCAAACAGGAAAUACUAUAAUACGUGACCCAAAUGCAUUCCAGACUCAACGUUCAUCAGCCUCAGUGACUACAAAAUGUCAAUCUGCUACUGAAACAGUCAACAGCAGAACCAUCAAAUAUAUCGACACGCCUGGAUUUUUUGACACUCAUGGCUCUGAGGAGCAGCUGAGAUCAGAGAUAUUGAGAUCCAUCAUUAAAUGUGCUCCAGGUCCUCAUGCCUUCCUAAUUCUACUCAAAGUUCAGACAUACACAGUUCAGGAGGAGGAGAUUGUGAAGAAAAUCAUAGAAACAUUUGGGAAAGAUGCUCUGAAGUAUGCAGUUGUUCUCUUCACUCACGGUGAUAAUCUUGAUGAAGGUCAGACCAUUAAAGAGUUUGUGAGAGAAAACUCAAAGUUACAGGAUCUGGUGAACAAGUGUGGAGGUCGCUGUCAUGUCGUUGAUAAUAAGUACUGGAAUCAGCAGGAGGAUGGAUACAGAAGCAACAGAGUUCAGAUAGAGAGUCUGAUGAACACUAUAAAAGAGAUGGUGAGAGGGAAUGGAGGAGGAUGUUACACCAAUGAAAUGCUGCAGGAAGUGCAUAGAGCUAUAGACAAUGAAAUGCAGGUGGUUAGAGCAGCAUCAAAUGGCAAACAGUCAAAAGAGCAGAUCAGAGCAGAGGCAGAGGAAAGAGUGCACACAAGAUUCAUAGUGAGAUUAGCAGGAGUAGCAACAGGGGUUUUGUUGGGUGCUCUGCUUGGAGUCAAACAUUUAUUGUGUUUUAUUAUAAAGAAAAUGAUUAAAAGUGAUAGUUUUACAGGAUUUGCAAAAAUAGCAGCAGCAGCAGUUCUGCCAGGAGCUAAAGUAUAUGUUGGUGUAACUGCUGCUGCUAUGGUGACAGGUGCUGUAGUUGCAGGUGCAGUAAGAGGAGCUCAAAUAGCUUAUGAUGCUGUAGAGGGAGAGCAAACAGUCCUUGGGGCAAUAAAGAAAGCAGCUCAGGCAUGUCUUGAGAAAGAACAGUUUUUUUUUCAUCCUCAUUGCUGAUUGUUGACCACUGGCACAAAGAUAAAAAACCUUGACAAAUCUGGCUAGUGAGAAAAUGAAAUUUUGAAAAGAAAAUCAAAUUAAAUGAAACAUUUUUGUUAAGAACAUAAUAAUCUCUCAUUAGCUUCAAA
Messenger RNA from Cyprinus carpio (common carp), 1408 nucleotides. RefSeq names its product GTPase IMAP family member 7-like. The record is from RefSeq and is a predicted model, not a curated record. The coding region runs from base 132 to 1277 and encodes 381 amino acids. Lineage: Eukaryota; Metazoa; Chordata; Actinopteri; Cypriniformes; Cyprinidae. The transcript is spliced from 3 exons.